This is a messenger RNA of Eruca vesicaria subsp. sativa (arugula), 645 nucleotides long. The record is from the annotation of a GenBank genome assembly. Lineage: Eukaryota; Viridiplantae; Streptophyta; Magnoliopsida; Brassicales; Brassicaceae.
CAUCAACCAAACUCACCAACAAGAAGAAGAAGAACAACAAACAACAAAGAACAAGAAAAGUUUUCUACGUUUCGGAUAUUACACAAGAACAUAUUGAGAGAGAUAUCUUCAUCUUGAAAAGCAAUGGCUCAGGAGAAAGUCAAUGACCUUAACCUUAAGGACACAGAGCUUCGUCUUGGACUACCCGGAACAGAACAAGUUAAGGAAGAACAAGAGGUUUCUUGCGUUAGAAGCAACAAGCGUCAACUACAAAGCGACAACGAGGAAGAAUCUACACCUCCUACGAAAAAUCAAAUCGUUGGUUGGCCUCCCGUGAGAUCUUACCGUAAGAACAACAACAACAAUGGUGUGAGCUAUGUGAAAGUAAGUAUGGAUGGAGCUCCAUACCUUAGGAAAAUAGAUCUCAAAACAUACAAAAACUAUCCAGAGCUUCUCAAGGCUUUAGAGAACAUGUUCAAGUUUACAAUCGGUGAAUACAGCGAAAGGGAAGGAUACAAAGGAUCUGGAGUUGUACCAACGUACGAGGAUAAAGAUGGAGAUUGGAUGUUGGUUGGUGAUGUUCCAUGGGAUAUGUUCUCUUCCUCUUGUAAGAGACUCAGAAUCAUGAAAGGAUCUGAUGCUCUUGCUUUGGACUCUGCCUUAUGA